AUGCCCAACUACGUUCCUGCUGAGCACCAAGUUGAGAAUACUCAGCAAGCAGUUGGCUCUGGUAAUGAUCCUUCGUUAGAAGAGAUCAUUGCCAGGCUUAUUGCGAGCCUAGAUAUAAGCCUUUAUGCCACAAUGAAGCCAGCAUUUAAAAGCUUCCUAGAGAGCUUCGCCAAAUGGCUUAAAAAUAAAGUCAAUCGCGAACAGGGCAUCAACUUUACAAUCCCAGACAUUGAGUUCACACGGCGCGGUGUCAGAGAGGCAUUGAUUACUUUAGGCAAAACAGACUCCUCUCGGGGCCUAAAGUUCUGCGAGGAAUUCCGCAUCUUCUCAAUUUCCCUGGACUGCGGAACACACGGCAGCCGUCAUGGUCUAUUCUCUUGUGUGUGCAAUCCAGGCAAAACAGAUCGCCACCAAUUCUUCGACACAACAAUUUCGACUAAUUGGACAUACGAGGACUACCAUACGUGGUUUGAUUCUCUUAAGGUUAAUAAAAACCACGUAGCUGGAGUAGUCGGAGAUGGUUUGCCAGCCCAGGUUAAAGGACUCUGCCACUGGAGGCCAGAAGGAGCCCUUUUCCCUGGCUUACAAACCGUGUACAUUCGUUGCCUUAACCACGUCUUGAACAAUGCUAUUGUCCACGCACGUAAGCAAUGUCCAUUGUUGAAUGAACUGAUGAAUAGAGUUCACCAGAUUAUCAUUAUCUUUAAGAAUCACGAUAUGAGAGCGAGAUACAAGAUCAGGGUUCCAUCAAUCCCGGAAACUCGCUGGCUCUACAUAUAUGAUACUCUGUUUUUCAUCUUUGAUAAUCUGGAAACAAUUAAUACUGCUUUAAGAAGUGGAGAUCUUCCACUAUCCCUUUCCAGAGCUACACGUGAACAGUUACAAUGGACACGUGAUGGAAUUCCUCCACUCUUUAAAGAUGCUUUAAUGAUAUUCAAGCCAUUAAAGCAACUUCAAUUAUGGCUGGAAUCCAACAAGUCCAUGG
Trichomonas vaginalis G3 is the source of this 985-nucleotide messenger RNA. RefSeq names its product ribonuclease H-like family. The record is from RefSeq and is a predicted model, not a curated record. The annotation marks the transcript as partial. Lineage: Eukaryota; Parabasalia; Trichomonadida; Trichomonadidae. The transcript has a single exon.